AAACAAAAACAAUCAACAACGCUUCUGCUCAGCGGUGCACGAUAAAAAAACCACUACCUAACGAUGGCCAAACAUCAUCCAGAUUUAAUUUUCUGCCGCAAGCAACCGGGUGUGGCCAUUGGACGCCUGUGCGAAAAGUGUGAUGGCAAGUGCGUGAUCUGUGACUCGUAUGUGCGACCCUGCACGUUGGUACGAAUUUGUGACGAAUGUAAUUACGGUUCGUAUCAGGGUCGGUGCGUUAUAUGCGGCGGGCCAGGUGUAUCGGAUGCGUACUACUGCAAAGAAUGUACAAUCCAGGAGAAGGAUCGCGAUGGAUGUCCCAAAAUCGUAAACCUUGGCAGCUCAAAAACCGAUCUGUUCUACGAGAGGAAAAAGUACGGCUUCAAGAGAUAAACGUAGCGUG
Anopheles maculipalpis is the source of this 403-nucleotide messenger RNA. It is a transcript of the gene Phf5a, whose product is annotated as PHD finger-like domain-containing protein 5A. The coding region runs from base 64 to 393 and encodes 109 amino acids. The transcript has 3 exons. Gene Ontology annotation, biological process: mRNA splicing, via spliceosome. Gene Ontology annotation, cellular component: catalytic step 2 spliceosome; precatalytic spliceosome; U2 snRNP. The record is from RefSeq and is a predicted model, not a curated record. Lineage: Eukaryota; Metazoa; Arthropoda; Insecta; Diptera; Culicidae.